Messenger RNA from Sinocyclocheilus anshuiensis, 822 nucleotides. RefSeq names its product pituitary tumor-transforming gene 1 protein-interacting protein-like. The transcript is spliced from 5 exons. The annotation marks the transcript as partial. Gene Ontology annotation, biological process: protein import into nucleus. Gene Ontology annotation, cellular component: cytoplasm; nucleus. The record is from RefSeq and is a predicted model, not a curated record. NCBI's taxonomy places the organism in Eukaryota, Metazoa, Chordata, Actinopteri, Cypriniformes, Cyprinidae.
UGUUUGUGGUGCCAGACGAACAGCAGCUGCUCAGAUUAUCCGGUGUCGUAUGUGAUUCCUCCGGCCUCGGUGUGUAAACUCUCUCAGGCGCGCUGGGGUGUUUGCUGGGUGAACUUCGAGGCUCUGAUCAUCGCGAUGGCGGUGGUGUGUGGGACUCUGCUGCUGGCCGUCUCCGUCUGCUGCUGCUGCUGCUGCUGUAAACGCAGACGCUCGUCCAGUUUUGACCGUGAUGAUGAGCAGUUUGCCCGGAGAAGAGAGGAGAUCAGACAGCGAUCAGAUGAGCGGAAGGCGGAGAGGAAGGGGAAACAUGAUGAAAUCCGCAAGAAGUAUGGUCUCAUCCCAGACUCCGAUCAUCCGUACAGCAAGUUCGAGAACGAGUGAAAGCGAGGGAUCGCACAGGAAUCACUUCACCACGUGCUUUGCUCUUUUGAGACACGUCGGUUAACUUUAGGUUAGAUGGAGCUGGACGGAAGCCGAUACUGAGAUGACCUUGUCAGUCCUUCCAUUGGUUAGAAAUCUCUCUCUAGUUAUGAGUAAUGUCUGUGUAGUUAUGAAUCAACACAGACUCUCUCUCUCUGUUCUCUCUGUCUACUCAAACACAACAGCAUCACACUGCAAAAAAUGAUGCUCUUCUUCUGUAUUUUUGUCUUGAUUUCCAGUACAAAUAUCUAAACAUCCUUAAAUCAAGAUAGCAAACUGAGACAAGAUAUGAAGUAUUGUUUUUUGUAUCGAAAUGAAGUGAUUUUAGGCUUAAAACAGGAACUAAUUCAAAGGGAAAACGAGCUGAUUUUUUUUGACCGCAUUAGCGGAUAUUUUUUUCUA